UGCCUUGGUCAAACUCGUCGUAGCUCCCGCCGACCUUUUACUAUGCCUCCGCACCUCCACCCUCGGUCGCGCAUGACCAUGUCGCUCUUUACUUCCACUCUUAUGGUCUCCUUUCUGGUCGUCGCAACUCCUCACUUCCUGCCUUGCCCUGUGGACCCGCGUACCCUCACCGACUCCGCCUCUCCCGACGCCCUGUCAGGAGAGCCGCGAAAAAGACGCCGACGUAGAGUGCCAAGGGAGGAAACCUGCAACGAUGUCAUGAGCGAAGAGCGAAGAAAGAUGCAGGAGGCGGAGGAGGAAUGGACCAUGUCGAAAAAGCGGGAGUGCCCCGUACCAAAGCCAGGAGGUCUGAUCGGGCAGGUCCUUGGCCUGAAGAGCCAUCAACAAGACGGGGAAGACGAGCGGCCAUCGGUGACGACACAGGUCAGAACAGCACGCCAGGAGCCACGCUCAUGA
Molecule: messenger RNA, 456 nt
Organism: Periconia digitata
Lineage: Eukaryota; Fungi; Ascomycota; Dothideomycetes; Pleosporales; Periconiaceae
Source: the annotation of a GenBank genome assembly